AUGGCCGGCCCCGCUUCCAAGCUCAAGCUCUCUCCUAGGCUGAAGGCGCUCAUCGCUCUGCCCUCGGCGCGCGGUUCAGCGAUCCCAGCCCCACCCCUGGCUAAGACUCGCGCUAUCCUGGACCGCAUCCGCACCGCCGGCGAGGCAGGCGGUGUCGGCCGCGACACCUGGAUCUCGCUGUCCACUGCGACCCUCUUCACCGUCAACUCUCCCGAGUCCAUCUGCCAGCUCUACGACUAUGCCACCGAGGGCAACGAGCUCCCGUCCAACAUCUUGACUGCGGCUAUCAUGCGCGAGACCGGCCUCAAGUGCAUUACGUUUGGAGGAGUGCCCAGGGCAAUCAACAACCUCAAUGCUCUCCGUGCCCACCUUCCCGAGAAUGUCGUUGACGGUCUGUCGAAGAAGCCCGUGAGGGAACCUCACGACAUUCCUGCUCUGUACCAGCGUGGCCGCAACCUCUGGGACGGCAUCUACGAGCCUCACGCGCAGAAGCUCGUUGACAAGCUUGGCGACUCGCACCCCGACAUGCCAGUGCACAUUCUCAACUCUCACUACGGCCCCCUGCUCUCCGACCCUGUUGGCCACGUUGGGGACAACGACUUCCGCCUGGGUCGCCUCCUCACGUCCGUCAUUGCCAUUGCAGCCCUCCGCGCUCAGACUGGUGUUGGACCCCAGGUCACAUCGCACGUCUUUGGCCUCAAGAAGGCCGUCCUCCCUGACGGCGGCGCGGAUGGACGCGAGAUCCAGGGCCAGGACUGGCUCGUGUCAGACGACGGUGUGAGGUGGCUGAUUGAAAGUGUCGACGAGCUCAGUGCCGAGGUGCGUGGCGACAACGUCCAGUAG
Apiotrichum porosum is the source of this 843-nucleotide messenger RNA. RefSeq lists its product as uncharacterized. Bases 1 to 843 code for a protein of 280 amino acids. The record is from RefSeq and is a predicted model, not a curated record. The transcript has 5 exons. Lineage: Eukaryota; Fungi; Basidiomycota; Tremellomycetes; Trichosporonales; Trichosporonaceae.